UACAGCUCCCUUAUUUCUGAUCACGUCGAGUAAAUUGGAUCCUGUCAACUACGUACUUAGUACUUAGGAAUGGAAAUUAGCGCUUGCUUAAGCGAAGCAAAUUGCAAAGAAAACCAUGUGAGGUGAGCUGUCGGUAUCUUUGAACAAAGGUGAAAGGAAGGGAAAUAAAAAGUCGAGCACGAGGUGAGCUGGUGCCCGCACAGCCACAGCUAGCUCAGACAUCGACGACUUGGCACUAGGCAAGGAACUUGUUGGUUAGGUGAAGCGGCGUUUUCCCUGACCUGCCGAAUUAUCUGCGACACUUUCCUGCUAGCUUGUAUGAACCUGUCAAAGGCUUGGUCGAUGGUUGCCAGGUCAGAGGUGCCGUUAGCUUGGAAGUCGGAACAUGGUGAAGGGAAAAAAAAAGGAGAUAUAUUUCUAAGCCAUUUUGUACGACUACCCGGCUGCUAGAGCUGUUUCUUUCUGGUUUUCAUAUUUGUACCAGUUGCGUGCUUAGCGUCCCAAGUCAUAGAGAAACUGUGUCUGCAAAGGGGUUGGGAUGGAAUAAUAUCUGUCCCCUUCUUUCACGCCCCUGAGAUUGAGAGGCAGGUCCGUUCUAGAACGGGGUCGCAGCACAAGAAAGAAAAUGCGCGCACGCAUCUGCGCGGGAGCUGACUGCCAACAAUAUCCACCGACUACCAAAUUUUCGAUAGAGAUGCAUGCAUACCCUGCACCGCAUGUUUUGCUAUGUACGUGUUGCUAUCCGGGAUAAUGGACAAAUGGCGCUUUUGGAGCCUACGCCGCGGUCUCCUCUUCUGGAUCACUGGAUGGAUUGCCGAAACUGUCGUCUAGUUUGCUCUGUCUUUUGCCUUUGGAAAAAGCAGCCAGAUCCCACGGAAUCUUCCCCUCUUUGCCCUUCUAAGCAAAGUGUAGAGUCCAUUCUAUAAUCAAGCAGUAACAAAAAAAAAAUGAAUAAACAAAUAACAUGAAUCAUACACUUAAUGUUCCUCGAUCCGACCCGGUAGAGUGUGUUUGAGAUGAGUUGAGCUCAGUACAUGUCGAUAUCCCGAUCCAACCGGCCGAUGUGCUGUUGAGUUGAGUGCGAUGGCGUGGUGCGGUGUUGAUGAUCCAAUCCAACGUGCCGGUAUUACUGUUAUUUUUUUUCCAUUUAUUGUUUCGCAUUUCAUCCUCUACCCGGUUUGUUUAAAAAAAAUACAACUAAUGCUCACGUGGACGUGGGCACCUGCUCGUGUGUCAGACCAGAGACCGAAGAAAUAACAAUACAAUCUUGUGAUUUACUUGGUCCAGUGCUGCUAUGCUACGUGGUGCUCUGACAACGCCCAAGUUUUUAGGGUGCGCUGCUUAUCUUAAUUACUUCAAAUUCACCAAAAGUCAAUUUUUCUCAUAAAAAAGUUGAGAACUCAUCGGAAGGAUUCCAACCAAAAAACUUUGCACGUCAUUUUCGACCAAAGCAAGGUACGUUAGCUCACCCAAUCAGGCCUAAACCACAUUUCCUCCCCCACGUCCUAUCUCUGCUUAGUCAAGACGUCCAUGUCUAACCCAACACACCCAACUGUCAUAACCACUGCCCUGCUUCUCGUGGUACCCAGAGAAUAGACAGGCGGUCGCGUUCGGAGUCGCUGCAACGCCACCUCGCUACGCAUUCCAUCACUGUUUGUCCACAUGCAAGCUCUGCUCGCCCGAGCAACCAACGCGUCGCCCCUCCACAGUGCUGGCCACCUGCCAACCACCGCUCAUCGAUCUCAGCUCGUGUUCUAGAUGAUCUGCAAACUGUCGAGCUCCGUGGACAAAGAGGAAAAUGGCAGCCGCGCCACGGCAACCGAUGCCGGAUCUCCACACGUCACGUUUCGCGCCCGGGAACGCCGCCCAAAUUAAUUAGCAGCAGUUAAUCACUGCCAGCGGGAAGAAGCCCCGCGAGCCAGGACACUGUCCCGUCGCGCUCCCUCCCUCCCCGAUCCUCUCUUUGGGCAGUUCCGACUCGGGCGCCCCGCCGCCGCCGCCUCCGCCGCGCCGCAAUGGAGCUGCUGGCCAAGGCGCCCGUGCUGGGCUGCGCGGGGAAGAGGCAGCUCGGGGCCCCCGUGGGCUCCGUCGUGGGCGCGCUGGGGAGGUGGAUCAGCGGGGCCGUGCCGCCACCGCCGCCGCCCAGGGUGUGCGGGACGCCGGGGGGGCCGCCGGUGACGGCGCCCAGGGUGCGCCUCAGGGACGGCCGCCACCUGGCGUACGCGGAGUCCGGGGCGCGCAAGGAGGACGCGCGGUUCAAGGUCGUCAUCUCCCACGGGUUCACCGGCUCCCGGCUCGACACCAUCCGCGCUGCGCCGGAAGUGGCCGAAGAGCUGGGCGUGUACAUGGUGGGCUUCGAUCGCGCCGGGUACGGGCAGAGCGACCCCAACCCCAACCGCUCCGUCAAGAGCGCGGCGCUGGACGUUGAGGAGCUCGCGGACGCUCUGGGACUCGGCCCCAAGUUUUACGUGAUCGGCAUCUCCCUCGGAUGCCAUGCCGUCUGGGGCGCCCUCAAGUACAUCCCCGACAGGAUCGCUGGUGCGGCCAUGAUGGCGCCAGUGGUGAACUACUGGUGGCCGGGUUUCCCCGCUGACCUGGUCGCGGAGGUGUACGCGAAGCAGGAGGUGGGCGACCAGUGGGCGCUUCGCGUGUCGCACCACGCCCCGGGCAUCCUCCACUGGUGGAUGGAGCAGAGCUGGCUGCCCACGUCGACGGUGGUGGCCGGCACGACGCCGCUCCCCAACAAGCGCGACGCCGAGAUCCGCAGCAAGAUGAAGGAGGACGGCACGUUCCAGCAGAAGAUGGAGCAGGCGACGCAGCAGGGCAUCCACGAGUCCUACUACCGCGACAUGAUGGUCAUGUUCGGCAAGUGGGAGUUCGACCCCAUGAGCCUGCCGGAGCCGCCGUGCCCCGUGCACCUGUGGCAGGGCGACGAGGACGGCCUCGUCCCCGUGGUGUUGCAGCGGUACCUGGCCAGCCGACUCAGCUGGCUCAACUACCAUGAGCUCCCCGGCACCGGACACUUCCUGUCGCCGGUGCCCGGGCUGGGAGACACCGUCCUGAGGACACUUUUCGGUUGAUGAGCAGGUCGUGCAGGAGCCAGAAGCAGCAACAGUUUCAGAACGUAAGGACGGGUGCUAAACCUAAAGUAUAGAGUUGUGGUGCAUUAGUUUCAUUUGUUGUAAGGCUGUUGGUUAGUUGUCGCUGAUUAGCGAUGAUAAAAUGAUCAUGAUGAUAAUAUAGAUGCAAGGUCGCAGUGCCUGCAAGUA
Molecule: messenger RNA, 3269 nt
Organism: Setaria italica (foxtail millet)
Lineage: Eukaryota; Viridiplantae; Streptophyta; Magnoliopsida; Poales; Poaceae
Exons: 3
Coding region: 2016-3080 (354 amino acids)
Source: RefSeq, a predicted model, not a curated record